This is a messenger RNA of Trypanosoma theileri, 1137 nucleotides long. RefSeq lists its product as uncharacterized. Lineage: Eukaryota; Euglenozoa; Kinetoplastea; Trypanosomatida; Trypanosomatidae. Bases 1 to 1137 code for a protein of 378 amino acids. The transcript has a single exon. The record is from RefSeq and is a predicted model, not a curated record.
AUGAUGAAGAUGAGUCGUGUGAUGUGUGUGUUGGCCGUUGUGCUGUGCUGUGCCUGCGGGUAUACCAUGGCGGCUGCUGCUGCUGUUGAUAAUGACAGUCCCAGUGGCCGUGGUGUAUCCCGUGGGGCUGUGGAGGUGUCGUGUGGGGCCGGCGGUGCGCUGCGUGUACGCCCCGCUGCUGAGAGCGAGUGGCUUACAUGCGGUGCCGGCAGCCGUGUGUCUGCAUGUGGGAAGUACGCAGACCUCUGCCGCCAUCGUACCGCAAGAACAACAACAACAACUACUACUACUACUAAUGGACAGCCAAAGGCGGUGAUGGCACUCCUUGGUGAUUAUUGGUCUGAUUUUGGUGAGUUUCCUUCUGGAAGUGAUACCGAUUCACGUCAGUCAAGUGGUGGUAGUGAAAACGGUAAUGGUAAACAGGGAGGUCCGGGAAAGCAAGUGACAAACAAAAAACUGGAAGGAGAACUAAGCGUGGUUCCACACGCUGGACGGGAGUCUCUGGCACAAAAGGAUAGCGAAGGUGCAGAAGAACACACGGGUGGCAAUAAAGCAAAUACAAUAGGUGAUGUUCAAUUACCGUCAGGUGGCGAAACUGAUGAUCAAACUUCAGAUCAACUCUCUGAGAAAAGUAAUCAUGUUGAGCCUACAUCAAGUUCGGCAAAUAACCCAUCAGUCUCACACUCUGAACGUGACGAUUCUUCUUCUUCCACCACAAUAUCUACCCCCGCACAAGAUGUUCCUGCUCCCAGUGUAACAACAACAGCAACAGUUACCAGCCCACAGAAUGUCGGUGAAGGAGCAGCAGCAGAAGAAUCUACUGCAAAAGGGAGUGAACCCUCGGCGACCACACUGUCUGCUAAUACUAAUACUGCCUCGUCUGAGUCUCAUGGUCAAACGAGAGAAGGUGGACCCAAUGAUGCUACGGAACAAUCGUCUUCUUCAAGCACGAACAGUGUAACUGAAGCAGCAACCCCCAGUACAUCUCCUCCACCCAAUCCAGAGAUCACCUAUAUUGCUUCCGCAGUGCAGAAGACCAAGGCUAAUGUUGACAGCAGCAGUGUCUGUCCUGUGUGGAUGCGCACUGCAGCACCGCUACUGAUUGUGGCUGUGUUGUUCUCCGUUACUGUGUACUGA